CCGUGGUGACGUCUCACCACUUCCUGUCUCCACCCGUUGGCAGCCAUGAUGCAGGAAGGGCUGGACGACGGACCCGACUUCCUCUCCGAGGAGGACCGGGGACCGCGGGCGGUGAACGUGGAUCUGCAGACAGAUGCUACGCUGCAGGUGGACAUCUCCGACGCCCUGAGUGAGAGAGACAAGGUCAAGUUCACUGUCCACACCAAGAGCACGCUCCCUAACUUUAAGCAGAACGAGUUCUCUGUGGUUCGACAGCACGAGGAGUUCAUCUGGCUGCACGACUCGUUUGUGGAGAAUGAAGACUACGCAGGAUAUAUCAUCCCCCCCGCCCCCCCCAGACCGGACUUUGAUGCUUCCAGAGAGAAGCUGCAGAAGCUGGGGGAGGGAGAAGGAUCCAUGACAAAGGAGGAGUUCACCAAGAUGAAGCAGGAGCUGGAGGCAGAGUACCUGGCCAUCUUUAAGAAGACCGUCGCCAUGCAUGAGGUCUUCCUGUGUCGCGUGGCAGCUCAUCCUGUCCUCAGGAAAGACCUCAACUUCCACGUCUUCCUGGAGUACAACCAGGACCUGAGCGUUCGAGGGAAGAACAAGAAGGAGAAACUGGAGGAUUUCUUUAAGAACGUGGUGAAGUCGGCCGACGGCGUCCUGGUGGCCGGAGUCAAGGACGUGGACGAUUUCUUUGAGCAUGAGAAGACGUUUCUGUUAGAGUAUCACAACAGAGUGAAAGACGCUUCGGCCAAAUCUGACAGAAUGAUUCGCUCUCACAAAAACGCUGCAGAUGACAUCAACAGAAUCGCCUCGUCUCUCUACACGUUAGGAACGCAGGACUCCACAGACCUCUGCAAGUUCUUCCUCAAAGUGUCUGAGCUGUUUGAGAAAACCAGGAAAAUCGAGGCUCGAGUUGCAGCAGAUGAAGACCUGAAGCUCGCCGACCUCCUGAAGUAUUACCUGAGAGAGUCUCAGGCUGCAAAGGAUCUGUUGUACCGGAGGAGCCGGGCUCUGGUGGACUACGAGAACGCUAACAAGGCUCUGGAUAAAGCUCGAGCCAAAAACAGAGACGUCCUGCAGGCCGAGACCAGCCAGCAGCUCUGCUGCCACAAGUUUGAGAAGAUCUCUGAGUCUGCCAAGCAAGAGCUCAUAGACUUUAAGACUAGACGAGUGGCAGCGUUCAGGAAGAACCUGGUGGAGCUGGCAGAGCUGGAGCUCAAACACGCCAAGGGGAACCUCCAGCUGCUGCAGAGCUGUCUGGGCAUCCUCAAAGGUAACACUUAACUGUACGACUCCGCCUACAUCCGACUGGACACGCCCGUCACCGCACCCCCACCCAUCUCAGCUGAGCGCGCCCGGGGGGCGGAGCCUGAGCAGACGGACGAAAGACACCGAGAGACCAGAGGGUUCUGUCGUCUUCAUCGCUAACCAGACACCAUCCUCUUCAUCAUCUUCACCCUCCUCUUUGUCCUCAGCGUCUCCCUCUCUCUCCAGUAGCUCCUGUACUGGUCCCACUAGUCCAGUAUCAGACCUGCAGUGCUUGCCCUGGUUCUCCUGGUCCAGUGUAAGACCUACAGCACCCGUACUGGUCCUACUGGUCCAGCAGAACCAGCUGGGUCAGUGUGGUUUUCUUUCUUUCCUGAGUGAUGUUCAUGUGGAGCUGUUGUAGAAGAAUUAAAUGUGUCUCAGACCAGUCUGUACAAUCUGGUUGGAUCAGUUGGAUUCUGAUGUAACUGGGACCAGGUGUCUGAUUAGGUGCGAGUGCUGAUUCAGUGCCUCAGUUUCAGUUCUUCUAGCGAAUCAGUGCUUUCUCCUGUAACUUACUCGGAGAAACACAAAACCUUUUUUUCUUGGACUAAAAUAUUCAGUCUGAAACUAGAGAGAUGAUGAUUUUAUUCUGAACCGGUUCAGACCGGACCGAUCUGGAUUUGACUGGACGGUUUCUGACACCCAGCACAGAUGUGAGACACCGACCUGAAGCAGAACACAAACACACGUGAACAUCACUGGGAGGAGACUGGGCUGAUCCAGUGUGCUGCUUCUGGAGGUGGAAUCUCCAUCGGAACCAGUCCUUUCCGUCUCUUUCUGGCUCAUUCUAGUCUCAUUUUCUUCAAAUAAACUAAAGUGUGGGAAAACAGAAAUGUGAUGAGAUUAUUUCACUUGUUGAAAUGAGACUGAAAAGACUCAGAACUGACGAAAGCUACUCGAUGGCGUGGAGAUUUUUUGCUGUCAAGAUUUUCCACUCGUGUCAUGUCUCUCUGUCUUCAUCCUCUUCAUCCUCUGUUCUCUGCCGGCUUUUUUUUUGGCUCUGUGUGUGUGUGUAUGUGGACUUGUUUUUAUGUCCUGGUGGGGACUUAAACCUGACUGCACACCCCACGGGGACUCGUGUCACUGCUGGGUAGAGAGUGCUGUUUGAGGGUUCAGACUGAGUUUUGGUUAAGAUUACGGAAUGCAUUAUGUCAACCAGUGUCCUCACAAAGACAUAAGUACAAGUGUGUGUGUGUCUGGGGGUCAUUUUAUUGUGUCGGUGAACUUCCUGUGCUGCUGCUGUGUGACGGCGUUUUGAGUCCAGCUCUCGGUUCCUGUUCUUACUAAAGUGUAAUGUCACUAAAUAAAAUGAAAAAAAAAAGCCUUGUACAUGUUUGUAUUAGUUAACUAAU
Toxotes jaculatrix (banded archerfish) is the source of this 2645-nucleotide messenger RNA. It is a transcript of the gene snx6, whose product is annotated as sorting nexin 6. The transcript has 14 exons. Gene Ontology annotation, cellular component: endosome. The record is from RefSeq and is a predicted model, not a curated record. The coding region runs from base 46 to 1269 and encodes 407 amino acids. Gene Ontology annotation, molecular function: phosphatidylinositol binding. NCBI's taxonomy places the organism in Eukaryota, Metazoa, Chordata, Actinopteri, Toxotidae.